Molecule: messenger RNA, 6062 nt
Organism: Linum trigynum
Lineage: Eukaryota; Viridiplantae; Streptophyta; Magnoliopsida; Malpighiales; Linaceae
Source: the annotation of a GenBank genome assembly
AUGGCGACGGGGGCAGAGAUGGAGUUCGGAAGCAUGAAGAGGAAGGAGCUUCAAGCUCUUUGCAAAAAGCACGGGAUUCCGGCGAACAAGACCAAUCGGGAAUUGGCGCUUCUCUUGACUGUAGCUCUUAAGGUGAGUGAAGCUCCGGCGAUACGUAGUCACGGCGAAGGUGAAGAUUUGGACGAGGAGAAUGAUACGGACGUUCCCCGGAAGCGGGUGAGGUUUAGCCCUGAAGUCGAAACGCGAGAAUAUGAGCCAACUGCUUGCAAACAGAAAGGCAGGACUACUAGGGCGAAUGCUAAGGUCAAAAAGGCUAACCCUGAUGUUCAUGUGGAUGAGGCUUCCAAGAAGUUGGAGAAAGAUGGAUUGAGUAAAGGAAGCAGAAAGCCUGUUGAGGAGUGUGCUGAACCUGGAAAUGUUGUGAGAAGACGGAAAAGAAAUGCCCCCAAGGGCACAGAUUCUGAACCCAUGUUGGUCAUGGAAUCGAAAUCAAGUGGAGUGAGUGGGAGGAUCACAAGGCGUACAGCUACAAGCCAGUCCACUCGUAAUACUUCGGCAGUCAACAAAGAAGAAGAUCAUUAUGAUGUUAUUGACGUGGGGAAAUCCCCUGAGGGAGCUAAAAGAUAUCCUUCUCGUCGGCAAUGUGUAGUGAUCCAAACUGACGAAUCCGGAAGUACCGAACUAGAGCACAAAGGCAAAACCAGUAAGCGUUCGAGUAAAGACGAGUUAGAACCAAAUGUGGGUGAUCAAGCUUCUGCAGAUGCUAAAGAAGAUAAGACAGAAAAGGCUUUAGCACCCGCUGGCAAUCUGAGAAGGUUCAGGCGGAAGACUGAUGUUUUGGGUACUAGUAACAUUGAGUUGGGAUCUAACACGAAUGCUGAAGCUUCUAAAGAAGAUGAUAUUGAAAAGGUUUCAGCGCCCCUUGCAAAUUUGAGAAUGUCCAGGCGGAAGACUGAUGUUUUGGGUACUAGUAAUAUUGAGUUGGGAGCUAAUAUGAAUGCUGAAUCUUGCAAAGAAGAUGAUAUUGAGAAGGUUUCAGCACCCCUUGCAAAUUUGAGAAAGUCCAGGCGGAAGGGUGUUGUUUCAGGUAAUAAUCAUCCAGUUACUGAAGUGGGAGAUGGUGAGUCUGUUGUGGUGGAGGGAAUACCCACGUUGGUCAUAGAAUCAAAAUCAAAUGAAGUGAGAGGGAGGACCACAAGGCUUAGAAGUAGAAGCCAGUCCACUUGCAAUACAUUGACAGCAAAAAAAGAAGAUCAUAAUGAGGUUACAGUCGAGAGGGAAUUCCCUGUGGGAGCAAAAAGAUAUCCUACUCGGCAGCAAUGUGCAGUGACUCAAACCGAUAAAUUCGAAAGUGCUGAAGAAGAGCUGAAAGGCAAAACAAGUAAGCGUUCUAGAAAAGGUGAGUUAGAAGCAAAUGUGAGUGCUCAAGCUUCUGCAGAUGCUGAAGUAGAUACGAGUGAGAAGGCUUCAGCACCCGCUGAAAAUCCGAGAAGGUCCAAGCGGAAGACUGAUGUUUCGGGUACUAGUAACAUUGAGUUGGGAGCUAAUAUGAAUGCUGAAUCUUAUAAAGAAGACGAUACUGAGAAGGUUUCAGCACCUGUUGCAGAUAUGAGAAGGUCCAGGCAGAAGAGUGUUGUUUUGGGUACUAUUAAUCCAGUUGAUGAAGCGGGAGAUGACAAGUCCGUUGUAGUGGAGGAAAUACCCAAGCACGUGAACAGGAAAUCCACCAGACAGAAAUCUGGUGUUCUUCAGGAGGAUAAGUCUAAAGGUGCACAAGAAAAGUCGCGAGGGAAAGCCUUUCCUAGUAAUGUGUCUAGUAACUCCAAGUUGAAAGUAUUUAUAGUGGAUGAAGCUUCUGUAGUGGAUAAUCUGUCGAAGGUUUCAUCACCCGUUGUAAAUCUCAGACGGUCCAGGCGGAAUACUAACCUUGACGAAGUGCAAAAAUCUGAAGCUUUUCAGGUGGAAGAAUCUGCCAAGGCUGUCGACCGAAAUUUCUCUGGUCGGAGUGAAAAUGAUGCAAAAGAGUUGAAACGCAAGGCUGAUAAGCUGUUAAGAAACUCGGGGUUGGAAGUGAUUAUGGAAACUGAGCCUUUUGCAACUUCAAAGGAGAACAUUAAGGGCCAGAAGGCUCCUUUACCAACUGGCAAUCUCCGAAGAUCCAGCCGGAAGACUUCAGUGUUGAGUCCUAUUUGUGAAGAUAAUGCAGUAGUGGGAGCUAUAGAGGCUCUUGGAAGCCUUCGCCAAAUUGGUGAACAAGUUUCUGGAAAUGACGUUGAACCAACCGAUGAAUCUGGGGAUACUUCAAUUGAAACAGGAAAGACUACUGAUGUUGUUGGAGAGAUUGAGCGGCAGAGCUGUAAAGGAAAGCGAGCUCGUCUGGGUACUCAAGUGGUUAAGAGGGAAUCAGUGGUUGGUAAGCCUAGACAAUCAGCACGAGUUAACCUGAAAAGCAGCAAGACUGGAUCUCCUGGAUAUAGAAAAACAGCUGAGAAGGAGCAACAUACUACUAUCAAAUUGCCGGUUACAGCCAAGGAAGCUAAUAAGUCUGCUGAGAGCGUAAUACCUGUAGAAGAGUCGCCCACGAAAGUAGUAGAAAUUGGCCCGUCGGAGUCUGUACCUGAUAAAGGUUCUGUUGAUACUGGGGAAAAGAUGGAGGGAACUCCAUCUCUAUCAUUCUCCAAGUUGGUAGGUUCUUCCAGACAUCAAGGACUGCCAAGAUCAUCUGCUCUCAGUGAAAAAACUCACACUGAAGUUAAAGAGGAAGUAAACGUUGGUUUCGUGUCUGUCUUAUCUAAAGAGAAACCGAAUUUAUUCCAUUCAUCUGGAGAAGGAGGUUGUCUGGUUUCUUCAGAGAGGAACAAGUCAAGUGAAAGAUCUGAAAAUUUAAAGGAAAUUUCAGGUAGACUAUCAUUCAAGCUAGUGGGAGCGCUGAUGGACGAAGAAAUAGCAGGGUCUUCAAGAAAGCUGGCAUCUAUGAGGCAAGAGGCCAAUCCUUCAGGAGAUGAUUGCGAUCAAUGGCCCCGAGAUUUUGCUAUUGAGGAUGACAAAGAUGAACAAUUUGGUCGAAAUUUGGAAAUUUUUGAAGAGCUUAACCAUGGUAAUUUAGGUGAACCCGAACAGCCUAAAAAUGAAAGCAGAGCUGCUGAUGUGGAAAAUUUAUCGUCUGAGAAUCAAUUUCCGUUAGUUGGUGAAUUCUCAAGUCCUCUGGCGUUCAAGGAAGCAAAGGGAAGAGAAGAGCUCCAUGAAAAUGAGCAUCAGUCCAUUGAAUCCAACAAAAAUCCAAUUCCUGGCGAUGAAUUUACGGAACCCGAGGUUCCACAGAAUCAGGAGGACACUACCUUCGGCCAGAAGUUUUCACCGGCGGGUCAGGAGUUGGUCAUUAAGAACGCAGCAAAUGUGCUUGAAACUGAUAAAAAUCAUGACUUUUCUCUGGAAGAUGACAUGAACGAGAAAGGAGGGAACUCCAGGAGACCGAAAUUGGACAAGCUGCAAACUGAGAUGAUGUCUCCUAAAGCAGCUAUAGGAAGCACUGCUAGAAUUACUAGAGCUUUUGAUACUCACAAACCACAAUUUUCUAUUGAUGAUUUGGAAACAGGAAUUGCUCUGAAUCUAGGUGCCCUAGACGUACAGGAAAACGAGGCCCCUUUAGAGGACAAAUUGGAAAGAAACUAUCCAGUAUCUGGAGUGACCGCUGGUGGACCUUCCUUGAUACUACAGAAUGUUUCAGCAUCCCCAAGCAGCAAUGGUAUAGAGAGUUUUCAGCUUGCUUGGGAGGUUGACAGUAGUAAGUUAACAGACAGUGAUGAUUGCCAGAAGACUACUGAAAGUAUGGAUCUUCCUGACGGGUCUAGUAAAAAAGGGCAAACAGAGAUGCAAGAAGUAGAAAUUAUAGAAGUUCCCUUGGAUGGUACUGACUGUUUCGAUGGAAACCCUCCCUCAAUUGAAAAUGGCUGGAACUGUUCUGAUGUGGAGGCUGCCAAAGGGAAGGACUGUUCACAUACUAUUGAGGAGGAGGUUGAAGGUUCAAAAAAGGAACAUAACCCUCCUGGGUCCUCCAGCUAUUGUUAUGAACAAUUCCUUGAGAAUCAAAGCUCUACACUUUCCCCAGAUAACCUGACUAUUAUAGAUGCUCGUCAGUCGACUAUGGUAAAAACUCUUGAUGGAGUGUUGGAGCAUUUAGCAAAAGAGGAAGCUGAGACAACCUCUGCUGAUUUGAGCUGUUGCAAGGAUCCCGCUGUGAGCAAGAAUGAAGGUUCAGAGGCAAAUUCUAUUCGGGUCCUAUGUCAAGAAAGUGCAACUUCCGUCGGAGAGAGUGUGCAUCUAAUGGUUGACAGGUUAAUAGACAUGAAUGUAUUGAAUCAAGAGAAAAGUAUGUCUGAAAUCGAAGAAGAUGCCAGUGGCCAGAAGGAGUCCACCAAUGUGCUUCAUGCUGAGGAAUAUCAGGACAUCUGUGGAGAUGAUGAAAUGAAUGAGAAAGGAAGGAGUUACAGGAGUUUGAAAUCUGACAAGGGGGAAAAUGGAAGGACAUGGGUCCCUGGUUCAACAUUUUCUGAGUGCAGCAGAGACAGUCCUUUGGAAGUUAAUGAUGCUGAUCAAGCUACACGCGUCCAGGAAAUUAGCAACCAAGCUAAUGAGAAGACAUUUGGUUCCCAGAAAGACAACAAUGCUAUAGAGGUUGCCCAGUUUUCUGGGCUGGCUGAUGGUGAUAGAUUAACAAAUAUUGAAGAGUAUCGGGAGGCUAUGGAUACUGAAAUUCUCGUUUAUGAAGGGGUUUCUAAAGAUGUGGUAAAGGAGCUGCAAGAAGCAACAGCAAAUGAAGAUGAUUCCUCCUUAGAAGUUACCCAGGAACUGGUAAAAAACCGUCUCUCACUUGAAAAUGACUGUAACGGUGAGGCAGUUGAAGAGACCAAAUUCCUUGACAAUAGCUCUGGUCUUUCUGCUAUUCGAGCAUCUUUUAACGAAGAAACUGAAUCCAUGGGGUUGAAUCUACACUUUGGGGGCCAAGAUGGAGAAGUGAAUCAAGUGAUGACGAGCAUCAGCAAUCAAAAUGCCUCCUCUUCACCAAGGAUUGCAGUAGGAACACACAAUGAUGAAAAGAUAACUGAAGAGCAGCAGGAGGGUGAUCUGGAGGAUGAUGCAUCGAUAAUGUCCUCUCCAUUCUGCAUUCCGUUAGCCAACUCAUUUGCACCUCUCUGUUUAGAUAUGUCUCCUGGUAGUGCAACAAUGGAGGUGGCUGUGUUGCCGCCAUCAUCAUUAUCAUCCCCACCUCAGAACACUAGUAGUGACCGCGCAGGGAAAGAUGGGGCAGCCAUUGAUGACAAGAAGAAUCUCCCAUCACCCCGAACUGGAGGAACGGAUGAUGCAUCAAUUAUGUCCUCUCCAUUCUGCAUUCCGUUAGCCAACUCAUUUGCACCUCUCUGUUUGGAUAUGUCUCCUGGUACUGCAACAAUGGAGGUGGAUAAGUUGCCGCUAUCAUCAUUAUCAUCCCCACAACAGAACUCUAGGAGUAACCACGUCGGGAAAGAUGAAGCAGCCAUUGGUGACGGGAAGAAUCUGCCAUCACCCCAAACUGGAAGAGUGGAGGAUGGUAUAGGUGAAGACAAGCAAGAGAAAACACCAUGGAGCUUAGAAAUGGAGCUGUUGGGAUCACCAAAAGUUCCCAGAACUUCUCCUGUUCCAGGUAACUUCCUAGGGUAGCUAUCUGAUUUUGGUUUCUACAUUAAUGCAAUGUUCAAGAAGACGCUAGGCACUAUCUACUGCCCAGCCCGAUUAGUCGUUGCCUAGGCGAGAUUAAAUGUUGAAAAAAAAAAUGUUUUAGAUAAGCCAUAUUCCACAAAAACCCAAGUCCCCAUAUCAUUAUUCAUCCAUUCAUAUACAUAUACAACCCUUUUCCACAAUCCCAAACAUCCUACGUCGCCAACCAUGAGGAGAGAUCUCACUGUUGGUCGAUGAGAGGGAGCGGCUGGUCGAAUGGAAAUGGGAAAUAGAAUAGGGUUUGAGAUUUUCACAAAAAGGCUACACUUUCCCCUUUAUUAGUUGUUCUGGGCGUCGCCCACCAGGGU